Peromyscus maniculatus bairdii (prairie deer mouse) is the source of this 4780-nucleotide messenger RNA. It is a transcript of the gene Cavin2, whose product is annotated as caveolae associated protein 2. Gene Ontology annotation, cellular component: caveola; cytoplasm. The record is from RefSeq and is a predicted model, not a curated record. Gene Ontology annotation, molecular function: protein kinase C binding. NCBI's taxonomy places the organism in Eukaryota, Metazoa, Chordata, Mammalia, Rodentia, Cricetidae.
UAAUGUCGGAGGAGCCCUUGAGUCGUGGACAGUUCCUACGACAGUGGAGAACCCGCAACUGUAAUGGUUAACACUCGGGUGAAGAAAUCCAGAUGAAUGACAGCAUACUAAGAGCUUCAGAGGAACGAUUUGAAUGUCACAAUUUAAGAGAGGCCCUUGGAAAAAUGAUGAAGCGCUCCAAUAUUUUUGAAAUUAUGACACUCUAUGAUUUGCCCACAAAAGUCAAAUGUAAAAGGACAUGGUAUCACGAUACCAUAUAAUUUUGUUAGAAAAUUUAGCUUUUGAAAAUCAACACUAGAUUCAUAUUUUUGUUUAAAUAUUUAACACAUCUUUGUCGGACUUAAAUGUACUAAAUGUAAGGGUUUUAUUUUUUUUUUUAAAGAAAUUUUCUUAAUUUCUUAAAAGGCAAAAUUCCAAUCAAAUCUUUUUCUGGCAUUUUGAAAUCUCUGUUCCCAAAGGCUUCCCUUUAAGUGGGCUGGGGGAGCUACCAACUAUCUGAGGAAACUGGGGGCCUCUAUAGUGUCUUUAAUGCAUCUUUCUCAUGAGCAGGCAGGUACUCAUUGAAGGCAUCUUCCUGGCACAUGCUCUGUGAAUACUCCCUGCAUACGGCAUGCAGCCAAGGAUAAGGGAACCAAUGAACAUGCCACCAUGAGAGCUAUUAUUUCAUUGGUUUACGUGGAGAUAUUGCCAUUAAGAAAGGCACCCUCCCAUGAUGGGUCCCUGACCCAGUAUGAGCUGACAUUUGUUCUUGAAAUCCUUCAUGCGGCUCUGUCACAAACUUCCUCCUAAAAGCACCUGCACGGUCUAGAUUCAUUUAAGACCAACUCAAGCAUGUAAAGUCGUCUGAGGAAAUAAGCCCCACAUCCCAAAGGCCCGGCUAAGGAGGGCCACAUGUGAGAACGGGUGUGCCACUUCACGGAGCAGGAAUCUGGAAAUGUCAAGCGUUAGAACCACUCCAACUCAACCUGGCCCGCCCGCCGCCGUCACACUUCUGGGCUGUGUCAAUAAACGCCUCGCAAGGAUGGGAAUUGAGAAAUUCUCGGCAUGAAUUCAGAAUUAAUGGAGACAGAUCAGCACUUUCUCUUUUUUCUCUUUCCAUCUUUUAAAAAAGUUUUUUUUUAAGUGUCUGUGAUUCUAAGAAAGCAUUCAUUCAAAAGGUUUCCAUCCUUAUGUAACAGUUCACAGCGUGCAACGCCUCUUGUCUUAACAUCCCUGAAGUCUAAGCUCUUUCAUGUUGGAUUGCGUCCUCUCUUGCAAGAGUAGGACGCACCAGGCACCAGGCUGUUUCCCUUGUCAUUAUCAGAGUAAAUUCCAUUCCUUUGCAAAUGAGAAACGGAACACCACAAACUUGGCCCGCACAGACCCCUUCAACUCUACCCCUCCCAGAAGGGCACUCUGUGUUCUGCAACCUAUCAGCCAGCUCUGCCGCAAGAGCAAACAAUACUUUCGGUUACAAUAACUUGUAUCCAGGAAAAAAAAAAAAAAACAGGCGGUCUGUAACAUAGCAGCCCGAGGAAAGUUUACCAGCUUUAGCCAAUCAGAGGCUGGGGAACUCAGCCAAGUUAACAUGUUUCUCUCCGCCUCUAAAUGAACUCAUGAUUGAAAUAUGGCAUUGAACUUGUUUUAAAAAGGGAAGGGGGAAAAAAAGGCCAGUGCAGUAAAGAGCUCGGGCUUGUGGGGAACGUGGUUAGGAAGUGUGCUUGUCGCUGAACCGGAGUGGGUCCUGUAACCUUUGCCUCCCACUGGGCGGAGUAGGGCCUUUAAGAGCAGCUGGAAUGCAGUUCCCCUGAUCAGCGUAGCCAGUUAUUCCCUGUCUGAACCUCUGCUAGCCCUAGAGAACAGAGCUCGGUUCAGACCAACGGGCCUCCUGCGCUGUUCACCACAGCCCACUUCUUGCCUGAGCAAGAAACUUCCAGCAGCAGCGGGGAAGCAGGUUCCCAUCUGUCCAGCCAUGGGAGAGGACGCCGCACAAGCGGAGAAGUUUCAGCACCCACAUGCUGACAUGCUCCAGGAGAAGCCAUCCAGCCCCAGCCCGAUGCCUUCCUCCACACCGAGCCCCAGCCUGAACCUGGGGUCCACCGACGAGGCCAUCCGGGACAACUCGCAGGUGAAUGCGGUCACCGUACACACACUCCUGGAUAAGCUAGUCAACAUGCUGGACACCGUGCGAGAGAACCAGCACAACAUGGAACAGCGACAGAUCCACCUGGAGGGCUCGGUGAAGGGCAUCCAGAACGACCUCACCAAGCUCUCCAAGUACCAGGCCUCCACCAGCAACACGGUGAACAAGCUGCUGGAGAAAUCCCGCAAGGUCAGCGCUCACACGCGCGCCGUCCGGGAGCGCCUGGAGAAGCAGUGUGUACAGGUGAAGAGGCUGGAGAACAACCACGCCCAGCUCCUCCGACGCAACCACUUCAAAGUGCUCAUCUUCCAGGAGGAAAGUGAGAUCCCUGCCAGCGUGUUUGUGAAGGAGCCGGUUCCUGGCCCAGCGGAAGGCAAGGAGGAGCUCGCGGACGAGAACAAGUCCCUGGAGGACACGCUGCACAACGUGGACCUCUCCUCUGAGGACGAGAUGCCCUGCGACGAGGAAGCCCUGGAAGACAGCGCGGAGGAGAAGGCCGAGGAAAGCAGGGCGGAGAAAAUAAAGAGGUCCAGCCUGAGGAAAGUGGAUAGCCUCAAGAAAGCCUUCUCUCGCCAGAACAUCGAGAAAAAGAUGAACAAGCUGGGGACGAAGAUCGUAUCCGUGGAGAGGAGAGAGAAGAUCAAGAAAUCGCUGACACCCAACCACCAGAAGGCGUCUUCAGGGAAAAGCUCCCCCUUCAAGGUUUCUCCGCUCUCCUUCGGCAGGAAGAAAGUCCGGGAGGGAGAAAGCUCUGCAGAAAACGAGAUCAAGUCGGAAGACCAUGAGGAGGGCUCCCUCACCGAGGGCCUUUCCGAAGCAUCCCUCCCCGGCGGCCUGGCGGAGGGCAGUGCAGAAGAUGCUGAGAAGCCAGCCUUGAAAGGGAGCAGCUCCGGGGGCGGCCUGGGCAGCAAAGCCGACCUGACCAUCGCGGAAGAUGAAGAAGAGGAGUCGGUGAGCCUGCAGCAGGCGCAGCAGGUGCGCUAUGAGAGCGGCUACGGGGUCGUCUCCGAGGAGAUGGAAGGAUCCGGGGAGAAACCGGUCCAGCCAGCGGUGCUGCACGUGGACCAGACUGCCUGAGUGCCAGCCAGAGCCCUGGUCCAGUUGCAGAACCCAGCGCUGGCUCAGGGGCAUGGGUCGGCAUCCCCGAAACCACCUCUGCACCUGUCCAUCUCUGCCUGCUCCGCACGCUGUGACUGUCCAGGCCGUCAUGAUCGGUCGUACUGGACCCUCAGAUAUACAUGGGAUCAAGGAAGCAAACCGCCAGGGAUUCCACUUUUAAUUGGCUCUUAGGUUCUGUUUCUGCAGAAUUUGUCCAAGAUUGGAAGGAGAAAGAAACGGAGCAGUUAAAAAAAAAAAAUCACCAAUCUAUUUGGCUUAGUCAGAAAAACCAAAGGAUAUUUAAGAUAUUCAGUAGUCAUGAAAUGUGAUUUGUGUUUGGUCCUUCUAUCAUCUUACUGAAUAGUGUCGCAGUUGUGUAGAGAAUUCUUACCGUAUUCUAUGAAUGGUUACUCUUCAAAUAUGUGAUAUAGAAUACACACUAGUCUGUAAGCUGAGGAUAUAACUCCGUAUUUAAAAAUAUAUAUAUUUACAAAAGAUAGAGCAAAAUGCUCAGCUGGUUAUUCUCUUAUAGAACCCAUUGUUUAUUACAAGUUGGGGGGAGAUUGAAAGGCUGUGUAUGAUGGUCAGGUAAGGGCAGUGGGGGCGAUUAAGCUAGAAAACUAGAGUGAAGCGAUUGGAAAAUGAGAGAAAUAGAAAACAAAGAAUGCCGAAAAGAAUGAUGAGAAAGAGAAAACCAAAAAAAAAAAGUCGUGCUUAGAAAGCAAAGUAUUGACAUUUUAAAUCUGUUUUGCUCUUUAAAUAACAGUACUAAAGAAGCUCAUAUAUCUUGCAAAAAUAUGUCUUAUCUUCCCAAUAGUUUCAUAGUCUAGUAUGAAAUAAUAUAACCAGAUAUUCUGGUAUAAAAGUUGUGGUUCUUCUUGCUAAGUAAAUGGCAGUACACACCCUUCUGUGAAGAAGUUAAAAAAGAUAUUGUCUCUUUAACACUGGAAUAACGUAAGGCUAUAAUAAGUAACAUGUACUGUUUUAUGGGAAGACCGGUCACACAAUUCUUUAAUAUCUUUCCAUUUCAAAGUGACCUUUCCACUCCAAAUAUGAUAUAGGUUUAUAAGGUAUUCAAACCUGCAUGUUUAGGAAGAGAAAAUUCCAGUUUUCCUUUUUUUAUACACAAUGGUAAUGUCAUUCCAGGUAAUAUUUUAUUUAUACAUUAAUUUCACAGGAUAUUGAUGUGUUUUAGCUUCUAAAAGCACACUAGUAUUUUAUGUCAUGUGUAUGUUCAUUCUGUCUAACACACUAAAAGUUUGCUUUAUCUGUUUUUCAUUACAAAAUGCCAAUGUUUUGCUAAGUUACAGUGUAAAGCUAGGAGACCCGGGGCUUGAAUCCUCUCCUCUGAAUGUGCAGAACCACAAGUGAUCUGACGAGCAGAGGUAAUUCCAAGCAGCAGCCACAGCUGUUCUCUGAUGUCAAGAGAAGGGAUGGGGUAAAUACAGUGUUGAUGGUGUCACCUAUCCAGCUGCUACAAUAAUGUAACCCCCAAUACUGAAUUGUUGGACUAACAAUGCCUGUGUGAAAUAAGAUUAAAUAAACCAAAAAUAAAAAGUA